AUGAUAGCACCAAGAUCUAUCUUGGCAAACUAUAGCUCUGUAAAAUAUAAUAAUAAUAAUCAUCAUUCAACAACUUCAUUUCAAUAUAAUAAUAAGAAUCAACAACAUAAUAAUAUAUCAUACUAUGCAACUAGUACUAGUACUAGUACAACAACAAAGAAAGAUGGAAUGUUUGAAAACUUGGACUCUAAACAAUCGAUGAUUAAAGAGGUAGAGAACCCUUCAGAGGGAGACUUGUACAAUUUGCGAUUCCAAAACAUCUUGCACUUUAUGGAAAAGGUGUCGGCCGGUAUGACAGAGGAAGAGAUCAAGACGGUGUUUCCCGAGUUUACAAUGAAGCAGAGCAAGGUGUUGUCGCAGCCACAACCACUCGAUUGGCUGUCGGACGAGUUGCAAAGUGCCAUCACGAACCGUGACUAUGCCAAACUCAACCCCUACCACUACAUAUGGCCCGCAUCAUCAAUCUUGACCAAACUGCGAGUACGAUGGUCAACAUGGCGUGAGAUCAUAGCAUUGGAUCGCUCCAAACUCGAAAAGAAACUGAUUGCAGAGUUUCACAAAUUCUGGUCGACCGUAGAGAACUGUGAUCAGGCCAAACUCGAAGAGUAUAGAAAGAACGGUACACAAUUCCCAAUUGAAAAGUUUAGAGACCUCUUUCACACUUUUAAAAAGGAGGGUAUUGACUAUGAGUUUGUCUAUGAGGAUGUACAAGUCAUCUUUUCAGAGAACCGUGUCACUAUCCCCUAUGUCACUGUCAAGGCACAUUAUUUUGUCAAGGCGUCGUUCCGUGUACCCGGUGGUGGUGUUGGUAUGGACAAGUCUAUCCCCGUCAACUUUUACGUACCCAUUCAUUGGGGUGCUAUCCUUCCCGCCUAUGAGUCGCCCGAAAGCGCACCCGAAGAAAUCGACUUUGACAAAGUACUCGAAUGGAAACCAAUGAAACUACCAAUGGUCGGUAAAAUCGAUGAACUAGCAGCCGAGAAACGUCAACUCUUCCAAGACUACACCGAACAGUAUUUUGAACAAGUUCGUUCCAAUCUCGAUAUUUAUCUUGCCAAAAAGUAUGAUCCCAAAACAACAUCAACAACAGAUCAACCACAACAACAACAAGAUAAAGAUAAAUCAUCAUCUAAAUCAAAAAAUGCAGGCCAUUAUUCAGUCGUGUUUUGCAAAGAUGGUUUUGAAAUGUCCGGGGGAGCUAGUAAGAGAAAAUCCAACUUUAUGGAAAAAGCCACCAAGCUUUUCUCCACCUACAACAAGAUGAUCAUUGCUCACGCUGAUUUUGUCGGAUCCAACCAACUCCAAAAGAUCCGUGUUGCUCUCCGUGGCAAGGGUGCCAUGUUGAUGGGUAAGAAGACCCUCGUCCGUAAGUGUGUCAAGUCUGUCAUGGAAUCCAAGCCAGAGCUCGAAUCUUUGAUCCCACAUCUCAAGUCCAACACUGCCGUCAUCUUUGCCAAGGACUCCCUCAGUGAAAUCAAGGAGAUCAUCAAGAAGAUCCGUGUCGGUGCCCCAGCCAAGGCUGGUGUUAUCGCCCCACAAGACGUCCACGUCCCAAAGGGUCCAACCGGUCUCGAACCAACCCAAGUCAACUUCUUGCAAGAGCUCAAGAUCGCCACCAAGAUCAACAGAGGUCAAAUCGAUAUUGAAUCUGACAUCCAUCUCAUCAAGACUGGUCAAAAGGUCGGUGCCUCCGAAGCCACCCUCCUCCAAAAGCUCAACAUCAAGCCAUUCACCUACGGUCUUGAGCCAUUGAUCGUCUACGACGAAGGAGCCUGUUACUCCCCAUCCAUCUCUGAAGAGGAUCUCAUCACCAAGUUCAAGUCUGGUGUUGCCAACAUUGCCGGUAUCUCCCUCGCCAUCGGAUACCCAACCGUUGCCUCUGUCCCACACUCUGUCAUGGACGCCUACAAGUCGCUCCUUGCUAUUGCUCUCACCACCGAGAUCACCUUCCCAGCUGCCGACAAGUUCAAGGCUGCUCUCUCUGCCGCCCCAGUUGCUGCCGCUCCAGUCGCUGCUGCCCCAGCCGCCGCCUCUGCCCCAGCCGCCAAGGUCAAGGAAGAACCAAAGGAAGAGUCUGAUGACGAUAUGGGUAUGGGUCUCUUUGACUAA
This is a messenger RNA of Cavenderia fasciculata, 2109 nucleotides long. RefSeq names its product ribosomal acidic phosphoprotein P0 (gene rplP0). Gene Ontology annotation, cellular component: cytosolic large ribosomal subunit. The transcript has 3 exons. The coding region runs from base 1 to 2109 and encodes 702 amino acids. Gene Ontology annotation, biological process: ribosomal large subunit assembly; cytoplasmic translation. Gene Ontology annotation, molecular function: structural constituent of ribosome; large ribosomal subunit rRNA binding. The record is from RefSeq and is a predicted model, not a curated record. Lineage: Eukaryota; Evosea; Eumycetozoa; Acytosteliales; Cavenderiaceae.